ACGCGGCACGACUAGCUUGGUCCCCCCUGCAGAAGACCCGGCGGCCGGCCUCAGAAGAUCCACUGGGCCCGCAAUCCUCUCCUCUUUUUUUCGCUUUAGAAGAAAAAAAAGAUCGGCUCUGGUCAGGUCAGGUCUCGUCUUGUCGUUGGAUGCUUCCGGCGAUCGCCGGAGAGAGUAGAGGGGAGGGGCAAGAUGGACGCCGCGGCGUCGGCGACGAGCUCGAGGCCGAAGCGUGACUCGCCUCGCAUCCCUCCCAACUACGUCAGCCUCAGGGACCUCCAGGAGCUCCGCCGGAAGGAGAGGGAGGAGGAGGAGGAGCAGGAGAUGCAGCAGCGUCGACGGGAGGUGGAGGCGGCAGCGGCGGAUAAGGCGGAGGAGGAGUGGAGGGGCUCGUCGGAGAAGUCGCGGGGCGGCAGUGAGAGGAGCCGCGGGGGGGAGCGGUGGGCGCCCGUGCCGCACCGGGCGUCGCCGCCGCCGCCGCAGGCGCGCACGGAGGUUGCGGCGACGGCGAGGAAGGUGGAUGGGGCGAUAGGGGCCAUGGCUGUGGCGCACCGGGAUGCGCCGCCUCCGCCGGCGCGCGUGGAGGCUGCGGCGAAGAAGAUGGAUAUGGAGAUAGGAGUCGUGGCUGUAGCGCACCGGGUGGCGCCGUCGCCGUCGCGGUCGUCGCAUGGUGCGGUGAAGAAGAUGGAUGGAGCAGUAGGAGUUCUGGCUGCGCCUCAAUCGGAGGCGCCGCUGCCGCUGCCGCCGCCGCGCAGGGAGGAUGCGGCCAAGAAGAAGGGCAGGGCGAUAAGAGGCGACGCCGUUAGGAAGGGGGCCGACGAGGCCGCGGCCACGCCGGCCAGUGCGUUCCAAGGGCGACCCAAACCCAAGGAGAAGGGGAAGGUCGCCGCCGGCACGAAACAGCCAACCGCGCCGGCCGAGACGGCCACCGCAUCGUCGCCCGGCGGCACGCCGGAAGAGAAGAGGAAGAGCAAGGGGAAGAAGGCCUCGGGAGAUCAGGGCACAGCACCGGUGACCAGCGACGCGCCACGCGCGCCGGCCGAGGCGGCCGGUGCGUCAUCCCGAGGCCGCGACAACCCGGCGAGCCGGCGCAACCGGAAGAAGGGCGCAGUCAGCAAUUCGCCGGACGGGAAGGCCCCCCAGCCGGCGCCGAUCAGCAAUUCGCCGGCAGCCGAGUUGGGCGGCAACCGGCGGAGCGGCGGCGCGCUCGGGACGAACGGGGAGACGAAACCGGAGCCUGUCGCGGAGAAGCCGCCGGUGGUGGAGGCCAAGUCCACCGCGCCGGCGGCGAGCGUCGUAGUGGGCCCGACCAGGCCGCCGUCCAUCGGCGGCCCAAGGCGUCAGCACGCCGGCGUGUGGGUGCCCAAGGUGGUGGCGAUUCCCGGCCCAUCACGGCAUUCCGUAGUAUCGGUUAGGAAGAACAAUUAGGGCGGAACGCCGGAUUCUUCCUAAUUAUCGCGGGAAUUUAGCAGAUUUCGGUUAGAAUCAUGUAUAAUUAUUGUGUAAAUCGUGUGUUUCCUAAUGGGCUCUAAUUGCAAUCGAAAUGAACUGGAAUUUGGGACGAAUUCCAACCGAUUAUGAUUUCUAGUUGAGGAACUCAUUUGAUCAUUGGCAGGUUUACUAUUCUUCUGCUGUUCAAAUUGGAUCAGAGAUCAAAAACCAAAUCAAAAUCAAUGGCAGGAUCAUCCAGGCCCCUGAAUCCCCCCCCCCAAGUUGACAGAGCCACAGCAGUGAAGCUAAAGGCUCCAGAUGAUUGCAUCGUCUUCUACCUCUCGCCAUCCUUUGGCCUAGAACGAAGGGAAGUACUUGCUGAGGCCAUACGGCAGAGAGUAGAACUCCUCGCUCCUCGGGUCAUGCCUGUAAGACUUGAACUUCUCCCACCAAUGGAAGCCCCUGUCCUUCCACACCGGGCCGUCCCAGUAGGUGUGCGUGCAGUCCAGGAGGUAGGCGAGGAUGGCGGCCACCGUCGCAGGCGAGGAGAAGAUCACGUUGACGAUGACAUUGAACUGCAAAAGGAAAGAUGUUGUAUCAUCAGAAUUCAGAAACAUUCAGAAAAGUAAAACGGCCAUGAUCUUGAUGCAAUCAGAGAACAGAGAUUCAGAGCUGGGUUGGUUCACGUACAGCGGGUGAGUGGGUGUGAACUGGCCCGAAGACGUAGAACACCUCGUACUCCCUGAAGUACUGUGGGAUGGACAGGCCCAAGAACAGGGAGAUGCUGAGGAUGAACUUGGUUCUCAGUGUGUUGAGGUUGCAGUACUGGAGGAAGCAGAGCCCUGCAGCAGCUGUCUCAUGCAGAAACCAAGUGUAAGUCUUCCGGAAUAUUAAUUUUCCAUAAUGAAUUCAUUCCAGCCUCUACAUCAUAGAUCAUGCAUUCGGCCAUGAAUGAUCUCUUGAAUUUAUUAGUGAUGGUAUCAUGAAGGCUCACCUGAAUAAGCGAAGAGAACGCAGUACAGUGCAGAGAAGAUUGGCAAUGGGAUUGAUGCAAUGAUUGCCCCAAAUUUCCCUGUUGAUUUUCCGGCAUCUCAUUGUAUCAGAAUCAGAUAAUGUGGAGUUGCUAACAAUGCAAUGGUGAACACUGCUGAUAGAUUCUGAAUGAUGGGAAAUCAUACCGAACAGCGAGAAGAAGAUCAUGAACAAGGCUGAGAUCUUUAUAACCCUUCUGCUUCCGACUCGCGUCAAGGCCAACAGACCUGCAUUCUCACUUCUCAAGCAAUACAAGGACAAGUUAUUUCCAUCCUUCUAAGUGGAAGUCUAGGUAAGGUUCUAAGAGAGCUGAGUGCUUUACACUGAAGCUACUGAUCCUGUCAAUGUACCACACAUCCCGUCCAGAAUGGUAGAUAUGCCCUGAAAUUGCCCAGGUUGCAGUGCAGUGAGCGUUCGUUCUGCAGAAAAACUCAGUGAGAAUUACUGAAAGUUUCUGUUAUUUUCAGUACCUGCCAGCCAACUCCACGAGCGAAAACUGAAGGCGGGCAGAACGUUGCCCCUGCAUAUCUCGUCACCGCCAUCAACGUGCCCGUAGACUGAAAUCGACCAGAAUUCCUCGUCAGACUUACAAGUAGAAACUUCUCACCAAAUCCCCAGUGUUUUGAAGACAUGUUUGUGACAAAUCAAUGAUUAGGAACUCAACUAAUGUAGACAUCUAUCUGGUAAUGAAAAUUUACUGAUUACUCACUA
Molecule: messenger RNA, 3174 nt
Organism: Oryza sativa Japonica Group (Japanese rice)
Lineage: Eukaryota; Viridiplantae; Streptophyta; Magnoliopsida; Poales; Poaceae
Source: RefSeq, a predicted model, not a curated record